Molecule: messenger RNA, 1074 nt
Organism: Psilocybe cubensis
Lineage: Eukaryota; Fungi; Basidiomycota; Agaricomycetes; Agaricales; Agrocybaceae
Exons: 11
Coding region: 1-1074 (357 amino acids)
Biological process (GO): cell wall mannoprotein biosynthetic process; protein N-linked glycosylation
Cellular component (GO): membrane; Golgi apparatus
Molecular function (GO): alpha-1,2-mannosyltransferase activity
Source: RefSeq, a predicted model, not a curated record
AUGUCCUCAAGGCGAUAUCAUUCCUUGAUUGUCCUGUCUCUGAUUUUUGGCAUCUACCUCAUCUUCAUUGCUACAGGUGACAGCAACGGAAACUCAACUCUGCUUGCCCUUAUAGGCUCCAACUCACUAUCCAGAAAUGCAGUCCCACCGUACAGAGUUCCUAUUCCCGACGAAUACUACCUACCCAAGAAUGAAAACACAUCCCCUACUCGAAAGGCCAAUGCAGCGAUUCUGAUGCUAGCACGAAACAGUGACUUGAAUGGGGUGGUGACUAGCGUGAAACAGAUGGAGGAUCGCUUCAACAAAAAGUUUCAAUAUCCCUACAUUUUUUUGAACGAACAACCGUUUGAAGAAGCCUUCAUUACGCGGGUUACGGAGCUCACCGAUGCGGAAGUAAAAUUUGGCAUCAUCCCAAAGGAACACUGGGUACAACCGGAGUACAUAGACGAGGCGAGGGCAGCGGCUUCUCGAGGCAGAAUGGUCCAGAGUAACAUCAUUUACGGAGAUAGACCGGAUGUCAAAUUCUUUUGCGAUCUCGACUACGAUCCUUUCUUACUCAUGGAGGACCAAGAUAAACUAUAUGGCUUCAAUGUCGCACUAUACGAGUUCCAAGCCACCAUACCGACUCUGUGGGAUGCAGUCAAAGAAUUCACGACGAACAAUCCCGAAUACGUUGCCCCGGAUAAUGCUAUGGACUUUCUCUCAGAUAACGGAGGGACAUCAUACAAUCUCUGCCAUUUUUGGAGUAACUUUGAAAUCGCUAAUCUCGAUCUUUGGAGGAGUGAAGCAUACACAAAAUUCUUUGAAUUUUUGGAUCGAAAGGGUGGAUUUUACUACGAGCGAUGGGGUGAUGCACCGGUUCACAGCAUGGCAGCAUCUCUUUUCCUUAAUAAAUCACAAUUGCAUUUCUUUGACGACAUCGGAUACCGACACGAGCCAUUUGAGCACUGUCCCGGAGGAGAGUCUCAUAAAAAAGGGAAAUGCGCAUGCGACAGCGCAGAUAAUUUCGACUACCAGCCAUACUCAUGCUAUACCAGAUACGAGAAGCUGUUCCCUAAUGUAACAUAUUCUUAA